Limulus polyphemus (Atlantic horseshoe crab) is the source of this 973-nucleotide messenger RNA. Its product is annotated as glutathione peroxidase-like. Gene Ontology annotation, molecular function: glutathione peroxidase activity. The record is from RefSeq and is a predicted model, not a curated record. Gene Ontology annotation, biological process: response to oxidative stress. Lineage: Eukaryota; Metazoa; Arthropoda; Merostomata; Xiphosura; Limulidae. The transcript has 7 exons.
ACUGUCAUCAGCAUUUUGAUUUGUAGGUGGCCAGUUAUGCAAAUCAUAAUUUAGACGUAAGUUAUUAGAGACACUCGUGGAAGAGAUUUUUGCACCAAUCAACCGAACCUUUGUCUAAAUUUUAGUCCACGAUUUGUAGCUGCUUUAUCUGGAAUACUGUGUUCUUUACCAUCACGCUGUGUAGUCAUGGCUUCAUCAGAUGACAAGUCUUGGAAAAAUGCAACCUCUAUCUACGAUUUUACAGCUAAAGACAUUGAUGGGAAUGAAGUGUCAUUAGAGAAAUACAGAGGUCAUGUUGUUCUGAUUGUAAAUGUUGCAUCUAAAUGAAGAGCAACCAACAAGAACUACAAUCAGCUGCAGGCCCUUCACGAGAAAUACUCUGAGUCUAAAGGUCUGCGGAUUCUUGGGUUUCCUUGCAACCAGUUUGGUGGUCAGGAACCAGGUAGUGAAGCUGAUAUUAAAGAAUUUAUCAAAAAGUUUAAUGUCCAGUUCGACAUGUUUAGUAAAAUUAAUGUUAAUGGGGAAGAUACUCACCCGCUGUGGAAGUACUUGAAAGACAAACAAGGAGGUAUUUUGGGCAGUUUCAUCAAGUGGAAUUUCACUAAGUUUUUAAUAGACAAAGAAGGACAACCUGUGAAACGAUAUGGGCCAAAUGUCGACCCAUAUGGUAUCGAGAGUGAUCUUCAGAAGUACUUCUAGUUGAAGAACUACCAAAUACUGUAACAAUUAUAGGUUCUUGCAAUCCAGCUGAUAAAGAGCUUUUAUGAAAGUCUACCCAGAAACCACUAAGUGGGUGGGUAAGACUGGAAAGCUAGCUCUUCUGAUGUUGCGACAAGACUUCACUGUUGUUUACAGUUUUUGUAGAAACUUCUACCUUACAAUAUAGCUUUUUCUUUCAUACCAGUGUUUAAUUUCAAUGUUACGGGUCACAUAGGUAGCUCAAAUAUAUUGAUAAAAAUCUAAAACAGUUCAU